This is a messenger RNA of Galendromus occidentalis (western predatory mite), 582 nucleotides long. Its product is annotated as cytochrome P450 2U1-like. The coding region runs from base 1 to 582 and encodes 193 amino acids. The record is from RefSeq and is a predicted model, not a curated record. Gene Ontology annotation, molecular function: iron ion binding; monooxygenase activity; heme binding. The transcript has 2 exons. NCBI's taxonomy places the organism in Eukaryota, Metazoa, Arthropoda, Arachnida, Mesostigmata, Phytoseiidae.
AUGGUAAUCAAAUCAAACGGGCCGCCAUCUAAACAUUUCGGGGAACCUGUAAUCUCUAAGAUCAUUGAUGAGCACAAAGAAACACUUGAGGAUCAUGAAAAUUCUCCAAGGGAUUUGGUCGACAUGCUCCUCUUACAUCAACGAAACAACAAAGGGCAUACUGCCGAGGAGGUUCUCGGGAAGCUCGAUAUCGAAGUUGCAGUCGGAGACCUCUUGGGUGAAUUCCCAGCCUUAGCCAACAUGAUGAUUUGGGGACUGUGGAUACCCGCUACGGAGCCGGAAGAUCAGGAGAAAUUACGCGAAGAAUGCGAGAACAUCGUGAGCAGCGACGUUCCUACAGCCUCAUCUAAGAAGGAUCUCGUCUACGGUGAGGCAGUCAUGUAUGAGGUUUUGCGCUUGGUGAGCUCGCCCAUAAUUCCGCAUGUCGCGAACGAGAACACUGACAUUCAAGGGUUCCGGGUGCCCAAAGACACGAUAGUCAUGUUCAAUACGUGUGAUCUGAACUUCGAAGACCGUGGAUGGACUCGCAGCAAGGUCACCAUGGAGGUAGAACCGCAGUUCUUAUUUGAACGAAGAAAAUGA